This is a messenger RNA of Linum trigynum, 4443 nucleotides long. The record is from the annotation of a GenBank genome assembly. Lineage: Eukaryota; Viridiplantae; Streptophyta; Magnoliopsida; Malpighiales; Linaceae.
GUUACCCGUUUAUUCGGGUUUUACACUUUUACUGCCAUCCCCUAGGUACAACUGUACAAGCAUGAAGCAACAAGCCAAGAAGAUGUGGAGAACAACCAAACCAAACAGAAGUGGUUGGUGGGUCCCACCCACUCCAGCUCCAACCUAUGCAGCUCAGCCAACGACCAUUGUUUUUCAUUGUUUUCUAAGCGAUUAAGUGAAGGAUUAGCCAUCCUUGCAUUAACAAAGCAAGUUUAAUUUUUUGUUAAUUUCAACCAGAACCCAUUACAACGGGGAAGUAAACUGUAAAAAAGGGAUAAACGACGAGCUCCAUUUAUCGUUUUCACCCUUUUCCCCAUCUUCCUCUUCCCCUUGUUUUUAUUCAUUUGUCUGCGUUUCUUUUUUUCUUCUCUCUUUUCCAAAGAGAGCAAACCAAGCACUGUUCAACUCUUUAGUAAGUAGUAGUGACUAGAUUUCAUUGUGUCAUCCCAUCAUUCAUUCCCCCAAGCGAGAACCGAACCUUCUCUCAUUAGUCAUUUCUGCUUUCUCCCGGCACGCUGAAACCUCUCAAUUCUUCUUGUCCUUCUUCUUCAUCACUGUGUUCAUCAUAGAUUUCCUCAAAAAUCUGUCCGCCAGCUUGCCUUCUCAUCCGACCGUGUUGUCCCUUUCUCACAGGUAUCCUUUUAUCCAUUCCUCUCUCAAUUUUCCCCAUCUUCUUCUUUCAAAGUUCGAACCUUUACUUUCUUUUUGGGUCUCUUCACAGUGGUCUUUCUUAAACACCGGCUUAAAAAAGCCAUCCUUUUCAGCUUCCCUUUCAUGGGUUCCUUUUCUGAUCCAUGCUUUGUCUUUCGUGGCUGUGGUGGUUAUGAAAUCCAAUUAGUCCUGCUUACAGUUCUAGGGUUCCCUUGUUUUUUUUUUUUUGGGUCUGUAGUGUUCAUUGCUUUGCUGACCCGUAUUGACAGUUUCAUCGCUUCGACCCCUUCAAAUGGGGAUCCCAGGGUUGCAAAUUUUGAUUAUUGACUUUAUGGCUUGGUGCUGGUCUGUUGGGAAAAGUCAGAUGCUUGGACUGUGACCAAAUCAAACAAAAAUAGAGUAGGACAGAGAUUAAAGAAGAAGGCAAUUGGAAUUUUGUUUGGCAUAGCUCUCUUUACCUUUGGAUGCUUCCCUUGUUUUGACAGCUUCUAGGGUGUUAUUUCCCAUGCGCUGUUGAAUUUUUUUGGCUUGAAGAAAUUCUGUUGACCCGUCGAUGUGCUCUUAAAUUUGGGGUUUUAUUCCGUUGAUCCAGACUGUCUUCCUAAUCAUCUCUUGACUUUCCCUUGGUUGUUUCACAAUUUGUAGGCUGGAGACUGAUGUAGAAGGAUUCAUUUUGUGGAUGUUCCUGAGAGAUGUUUGAUUGAUCGAUGGUGACUCGUGAGUCUGCCAAUCUGGUUGCAUCUAGAAUUUGGUAUUCAAAUUCUACCUCUUUAUCUGUUGUUGCUAUGGUGAGAUGAAGAAUGCUGUAUAGUUGAGUGGGUACCCUGAAAAAUCUGAGGUGGGUAUCAUAUUCUGUUCCAAAACUUCGUUUGAGAGAAAUGGAGCAAAAUGGAGGUGAGAGCUGGAAGGAACUGGUACGGAAAAUGCUUCCAUCAGGUGCUUCUCUUCCUGAAGACGAGGCUAAGCUUGACUACUCCAUAGCUGUAGAGUACCUUGGUCCUCCAAUGCCUUAUGAGGUCCCUAAGGUUGAACCUCUCGAUGUCAGUUCCCAUGGAAUCCCAACUGCUGAGCCGCUCCAAGUCUCGAAUGGAUCAGCUGCGAAUCUAGGUCCACCUGUGAUCAACCCAAUACCUUUGCCAGUAUCUUACAUUGCCCGUGUCACAGACUCCCCCGUCCAAAGUCCACGGGCAUCAGCAAGCUCGGAGUCGGUAGUAUCGGUUCUCCAAAAUCGUGACUCUUCUUCAGCUUCAGCAUCAGCUUCACCUGCAUCAGCUCGAAACCCUCCAAAUCAGAUGGUGGCUAAUGAAGCAAGGCGAGUGCCAGUUGUCAAGUUCAACACUGUUGAUACCUCUAGCCACAGCAAAGGCUCGGAUGCUGAGAAGUCAGUUUAUCCCGAGUAUGUAGUUGGGGUGUCAAAGGAAAAGAAGAAGCAAAAAAAGAGUAGGGUUUGUUAUCGUUGUGGAAAAGGGAAAUGGGAACUGAAGGAGUCAUGCUUUGUUUGUGAUGCAAAAUAUUGUGGCAACUGUGUUCUUAGGGCAAUGGGCUCUAUGCCCGAGGGACGUAAGUGUGUCACGUGUAUAGGUGAGCCAAUUGAUGAGUCGAAGAGGUUUAAGCUCGGGAGGCAUUCCCGUGUCUUAUCGAGAUUGCUCAGUGCUUUGGAAGUUAAGCAUAUUAUGAAAUCAGAAAAGGAAUGUUCUUCUAAUCAGCUUAGGCCAGAGCAGUUGAUUGUGAAUGGGUUCCCUUUGAAACCGGAGGAGAUGGCGGAAUUACUUGGAUGUCCUUUACCACCGAAGAAAUUGAAGCCUGGUAGAUAUUGGUAUGACAAGGAGUCUGGUCAAUGGGGAAAGGAGGGAGAAAAACCAGAUAGAAUCAUUAGUUCAAACUUAAACUUCACCGGUAAACUCAGCCCUGAUGCGAGCAAUGGCAACACUGAAGUCUACAUUAAUGGCAGAGAAAUUACUAAGCUGGAGCUCAGGGUGCUUAAACUGGCAAAGGUGCAAUGUCCCCGUGAUACUCAUUUCUGGGUUUAUGAUGAUGGCCGUUAUGAGGAGGAAGGUCAGAAUAAUAUAAGGGGGAACAUAUGGGAAAAGGCAUCAACCCGGUUUGUCUGCACGCUCUUCUCUUUGCCGGUUCCUCAUGGUCAACCCGUUGGUCAGAGAGAUGAACCCAGCACUUACACUACACUUCCGAAUUAUCUUGAGCCGAAAAAAGUCCAGAAGCUUCUUCUCCUCGGACUCCCAGGUUCAGGAACCAGCACGAUUUUCAAGCAGGCCAAAUUUUUGUAUGGAAACAGGUUCACUGCAGAAGAGCUUCAAGAUAUCAAGUUGAUGAUACAGAGCAAUAUGUAUCGAUAUCUUAGCAUCUUGCUUGAUGGACGAGAGCGCUUUGAGGAAGAGGCACUCGCAGAGAUGGAGACCGAAGAUCGAGACUCUGAAGCUGGUGGAGAAGCCGACUCGGUUGAAACCAACAAUCAGUGCAUCUACUCUAUCAACCCAAGGUUGAAGCAUUUUUCUGACUGGCUGCUCGACAUUAUAGCCACUGGAGAUUUGGAUGCAUUCUUCCCUGCGGCCACUCGUGAGUAUGCCCCGCUGGUUGAAGAGGUUUGGAAAGAUCCUGCUAUCCAGGAGACAUAUAAGCGAAAAGACGAGCUUCACUUCCUCUCAGAUGUUGCAGAGUACUUCUUAAGCCGGGCGGUCGAGGUCUCCAGCAAUGAAUACGAACCGACUGAGCGAGAUAUCCUUUAUGCAGAAGGUGUCACCCAAGGAAAUGGUCUAGCUUUCAUUGAAUUUUCACUCGAUGAUCGGAGUCCAAUGUCCGAAGUCUACACUGAUAAUCUUGAAUCUCUUCCUCUCACCAGGUACCAACUCAUAAGGGUCAAUGCCAAGGGUAUGAACGAAGGAUGCAAAUGGGUUGAAAUGUUUGAAGACGUGCGAGCUGUAGUGUUCUGUGUCUCCCUCAGUGACUACGACCAGGUGAGCUUAUCACCAUCCGAGGGCAGCGGAUUGCUGCUCCAAAACAAGAUGAUGCAAACCAAGGAACUCUUCGAGUCAAUGGUCCGCCACCCUAGCUUCAAAGACACCCCAUUCGUGCUUGUGCUGAACAAGUACGACCUAUUCGAGGAGAAGGCGAACAAGGUCCACCUCAGCACGUGUGAGUGGUUCUCAGACUUCAGCCCAGUGAGACCCAACCACAACCAACAGUCCCUGGCCCAGCAGGCGUACUACUAUGUAGCAAUGAAGUUCAAGGACCUCUACGCGUCAAUUACAGGGCGGAAGCUGUUCGUGUGGCAGGCCAGGGCGAGGGAUCGGGUGACUGUAGACGAGGGCUUCAAGUACGUGAGGGAGGUGCUGAAGUGGGAUGAUGAGAAGGAGGAUAAUUACUUUGGUGGGCCUGAGGAUUCGUUUUAUAGUACGGAUGUUAGUUCAUCUCCAUUUGUGAGGCAAGAGUGAUACAGGGUGGUUUUGGUAACUGUUAUGCCUUGCUAGUUUAGGGGAAAAGAGGUUAGGAAGAAAGGUAAAGGAAGGGAGAAGGUAUUGGUAGUGGUUAAUAAGGCUAACUGCUUAAAGUGUAAUUGAUGUCAUUGUUGUUCCUGUUGUAAUCCCAAUCUCAAAUGCUUGUGUCUUUGAAUUGUAGCACAUUAGGUCAUAAAAGAAAUAACCAGGGCCUGCAUAUUAUCUGAUCUGGUUCAGAAGCAAAUAAGGAAAGACCAUUUGAGGGCCAUAAUCAGAACAAAUUAAGGACAAAAUCGAAUUAUAAAGUGUUCCAUGUGGU